AAUGGUAUGAACACUCCGAUCUUGAAUUAUUUAAUGUUCAAUUUCAUCCUGUUUUGGAUCCAAGUUUGUGAUAUAACACAUUGCAAUUUUUCAAUGUUAUUAUCGUUGAAGCAUACUAUCAUUUAGCAAAUAAAUAUGGCCCAUUAAAAGGAUAUCCAAAGACAGGGUUAGUUCAACCAUUUUACGGUCCAUUCUUCAGACCCACCAGUUAUUUGUAUUUUUAUAAGAAACAAGGAAUAGUUUUUUUGUCACAAAAAUAGUAAAUGACCAAAAACAAAUUUUAUUAAAGAAUAAAAAUACAUUUAUACUCUAGAGUUAACUAAUCUAGAUUUAUGUUUAGAGUUAAGGGAUGACGUUUUGAGGAUGUGAAUUCAAAUGUUUUAAAAUAAAAAAUAAAUAUUAAAAUUUUCAAAAUAAAAAAAAAUUUAUUUUGAUCAUUUUCUUUAUUAAAUGUUAUCCUGUAAUAAAAACUUAAAAAUAACUAUUUUAGAGAAUUGCCAUUUUUAGAAAGCACUUGGCUAAUGAAUAGCAUACUACAUUUAAAAGAUACGUCUGAUCAGACUCUCCGGUUAAGAAGAUAUGUGAGCUUGUUAAGGAGAGCAUACUACAUCAUUGGAUCAAACUAUACAUGGGUGGCACAUUGGAUUUGGUUCGGUUGAUUCAGAUUUUUGGAUUUUCAGUAUUAUGCUCAUAAGUUUCAAUCAGGUUUUACUAAUUAUUGGAUUGGGUUCGGUUCGGAUCGGAUUAUAACAAUAUCGCUUAAAAUAUAUUUUUAACUAAAAAUGCCAAAAAUACUCAAAAUAAAUAAAAUAUUUACAAAUCUAAUUAAAAACUUCUUAAACUACUUACCUAACUAAAAAUAUUCAAAAUAACAAAUAAAACAAACUACAAAAAAUUUUGAAAUAUUGUAAAACAUCUAAAUUACCUUAACAUACUUAACUAAUUUCAGAUGUUUUCGGAUCUUAGUUUGUAUCUCGAACAGGUUAUCCAAACCCAAAAAUACCAAGCUCUUAAGUUCUAUUCCGUUUUUUGUAUAACGGUUCGGAUCAGAUUUCAGUUUUUUUUAUUCAAGUUUAGUUUGGGACUUCGGUAUGGGGUAAAAAUGCCCAUGCCUAGAUCAGACUGGUUACAAGCCUGUCCUUUUAAGGUUGACCCAUCAAUUCCUACUUACUGAAACUGUCCCUUCUGAGAUUAUAGAGCACUCUAUCAUAACCUCCAUUUUUUCCUUGUAUCCAUUUCAUAAUCCAAAAUAAUCAGAAAUCUUACUCGGAAAACUAUAAUAUAAGCGCUUCAUUUUAGACAUUAGAAUAUACUACAAGCAACCUCCGAAAUUCUCCACUAAAUGCUCUCAACCUUUUGUAACAAAUCCCAAAAUAAGUAAAUCUAAUAUUUUGCUUUAAAUAACAAAAAGAUACAGAGAGGCUUUGUGGUUCCUAAAGUCCCUCCCAUCAGCAAAACCUAUUAUCGUUUUCAAAACUGAAGGACAGCCAAAAUGAAUAAUACUUGGAAAAACAGAAAAAAUACUAUUAAUGGCCAUUCAUAAGCAAAAACUCCUAAACUUUCUUGCUAAAGAAGAAACUCAGAACCUAAAAGAAUAGACAGAGGAAGAAAAAAAUUGUUGAGAACCUAAAAGAAUACUAUUAACAUUGUAUUUCUCUUCCUGGUUGAGAACUUACUUCCUCUCCCCUUAUUGCAACAAUGGGCAAUUGUUGCGCUCAUGGACGAGAAGAACCCACGCAGGAAAAAGGACUCGGAGACGGUGCAGAAGCCUCUGUGAAAGCCUCGAGACACUCACCAGCAUCUCCUCCUCCCGCAACCAAACAAGGCCCCAUAGGACCUGUCUUAGGCCGACCAAUGGAAGAUGUAAAAAGCUCAUAUUCAUUAGGGAAAGAGCUUGGUCGUGGACAGUUCGGUGUAACCUAUCUCUGCACACAAAAGGCUACGGGACUCCAAUUCGCGUGCAAGACCAUUGCCAAAAGGAAGCUGGUGAACAAGGAAGACAUCGAGGACGUAAGAAGAGAGGUGCAGAUAAUGCAUCACUUGACGGGUCAACCAAACAUCGUGGAGCUCAAAGGAGCCUACGAGGAUAAGCACAACGUGCAUUUGGUUAUGGAGCUUUGCGCUGGAGGAGAGUUGUUUGAUAGGAUUAUAGCCAAAGGGCAUUACUCUGAGAGAGCCGCGGCUUCGUUGCUAAGGACCAUUGUUCAGAUUAUCCAUACUUGUCAUUCAAUGGGGGUUAUUCAUAGGGACUUGAAGCCUGAGAACUUUUUGUUGCUUAACAAAGAAGAGAACUCUCCUCUCAAGGCAACAGACUUUGGGCUUUCCGUGUUCUACAAGCCAGGAGAGGAGUUUAAAGAUAUUGUUGGAAGUGCUUAUUACAUUGCACCUGAGGUUUUGAAGAGGAAGUAUGGACCAGAGGCUGAUAUUUGGAGCAUUGGUGUCAUGUUGUAUAUUCUCCUUUGUGGUGUUCCACCUUUCUGGGCUGAGUCGGAGAAUGGGAUUUUCAACGCCAUUUUAAGUGGACAGAUUGAUUUUGCAAGUGAUCCAUGGCCAGCUAUUUCCCACCAGGCUAAGGAUCUUGUUAGGAAGAUGCUUAACUCUGAUCCAAAACAAAGAUUAACCGCUGCUCAAGUUCUCAACCAUCCGUGGAUUAAGGAGGAUGGAGAAGCACCAGAUGUUCCUCUUGACAAUGCUGUGAUGUCAAGGCUCAAGCAAUUCAAAGCAAUGAACAACUUUAAGAAAGUUGCUUUAAGGGUGAUAGCCGGGUGCUUAUCAGAAGAAGAAAUCAUGGGCUUGAAGGAGAUGUUCAAAGGUAUGGACACUGAUGACAGCGGAACAAUAACUCUUGAGGAACUAAGACAAGGACUUGCCAAGCAAGGGACAAGGUUAUCUGAAUACGAAGUCCAACAGUUAAUGGAAGCUGCUGAUGCGGACGGUAAUGGAACAAUAGACUAUGGAGAGUUCAUAGCAGCAACAAUGCACAUCAACAGACUUGACAGAGAAGAGCAUCUCUUCUCAGCCUUCCAGCACUUUGACAAAGACAACAGUGGAUAUAUCACAAUGGAAGAGCUGGAGCAAGCCCUGAGGGAGUUUGGUAUGAGUGAUGGCAGAGACAUUAAGGAAAUCAUUUCUGAAGUUGAUGGAGACAACGAUGGGAGGAUAAACUACGAGGAGUUUGUGGCAAUGAUGAGAAAAGGAAACCCUGAUCCUAACCCUAAGAAGCGGCGUGAACUGUCUUUUGACACAACUUGAAGAAACUAAGUCAGAGGCACAU
This is a messenger RNA of Brassica rapa (field mustard), 3274 nucleotides long. Its product is annotated as calcium-dependent protein kinase 34. NCBI's taxonomy places the organism in Eukaryota, Viridiplantae, Streptophyta, Magnoliopsida, Brassicales, Brassicaceae. Gene Ontology annotation, biological process: protein phosphorylation. Gene Ontology annotation, molecular function: protein kinase activity; ATP binding; calcium ion binding. The record is from RefSeq and is a predicted model, not a curated record.